Messenger RNA from Durio zibethinus, 3967 nucleotides. NCBI's taxonomy places the organism in Eukaryota, Viridiplantae, Streptophyta, Magnoliopsida, Malvales, Malvaceae. The record is from RefSeq and is a predicted model, not a curated record.
UUUAGUUUUGUAAUAUUAUGAUUUCACGCAAUAACCGUAAUAAUCUCUGACAAAAUCCAACAUAUAUUUAUAUAAAUAAAUCUCUUCUCGCCCACCCCCACUGCCUUUGGUCCCUGCAACCUUGUCCUUUUCUUUCCCUUCUCUUCUUAUAGAGCUGCUUUCCCCGCGUUCUUGUCUUUUUCCUCAGAUUCCCUCCGCGUUUCCUCUCCACCUUUUAUAUAUUAAACUCUCGUGUUUAUUUUUUUUUUUCUCUUCAAUAACUAAACCUUAAUUUAACUCCUCCUUUCCAAUAACAUUGACUGUAUCUGUAAGCGAGUAUAAUUAAUAGUUGUUGGCUCAAUGAGAGGCGGUUCUUUGCCGACGCAUGAGAGGAGGUGGGCCUCUGACACCAUUCCUGCCAAAACCAUCCUCAGUUCAACGACGUCGCCGGGGACUGAUUCCAACUCGGCUGAGGAGUUCGUCGAGGUCACUCUCGAUCUCCAAGACGAUGACACCAUCAUCCUUCGUAGCGUCGAGCCGGCCACCGUCAUCUCCGUUGAUGACGGGGCCGAUACUCCGGCCUCCGCUUCACGAUCACCAAAUAUUAAGCGGACCUCAUCCAAUAUAUUGAGACAGUUUUCACAAGAACUAAAAGCCGAAGCCGUGGCCAAAGCCAAGCAGUUCUCACAAGAGUUAAAAGCCGAACUACGCAAGUUCUCAUGGGGCCACGGACACGCAACUCAGGCUAUAACCGGAUUCGACUCCGCUUUAGCCGCUCGAGCUCUGAGAAAGCAGCGAGCUCAACUCGACCGGACUCGCUCCGGCGCUCAAAAAGCACUUCGCGGACUAAGAUUUAUUAGUAACAAUAAAGCCAAUGCAUGGGAAGAAGUUGAAAACAAUUUCAACAAACUCGCCAAAGACGGCUUUCUCUUUCGUUCCGAUUUCGCACAAUGCAUAGGAAUGAAGGACUCGAAGGAGUUUGCGUUGGAGAUGUUCGAUGCAUUGAGCAGAAGAAGAAGAUUAAAAGUUGAAAAGAUUAGCAAAGAUGAGCUUUAUGAAUAUUGGUCUCAAAUCACCGAUCAAAGUUUUGAUUCUCGCCUCCAGAUCUUCUUCGACAUGGUGGACAAGAACGAAGAUGGUAGAAUCACCGAGGCUGAAGUAAAAGAGAUUAUCAUGCUGAGUGCUUCAGCAAACAAGCUUUCGAGAUUGAAGGAGCAGGCAGAGGAAUAUGCUGCUCUGAUCAUGGAGGAGUUGGACCCUGAAAGACUUGGAUACAUUGAGCUAUGGCAAUUGGAGACACUUCUUCUGCAAAAGGACACCUAUCUGAGCUAUAGUCAAGCCCUAAGCUACACAAGUCAAGCCCUUAGCCAAAACUUACAAGGAUUGAGAAAGAAGAGCAGAAUCAGACGAAUGAGCACUAAACUUUUGUACUAUCUGGAAGAAAACUGGAAGAGGAUAUGGGUCGUGUCAUUGUGGAUUAUGAUUAUGAUAGGGCUCUUUACUUGGAAGUUCUUUCAAUACAAGCAGAAGAAUGCUUUUAAGGUUAUGGGUUACUGCCUCCUCACAGCCAAGGGAGCAGGUGAGACCCUGAAGUUUAACAUGGCUCUUGUCCUCUUGCCUGUGUGCAGAAACACCAUUACUUGGCUCAGGUCCACCAAGCUGGGUCUCUUCGUGCCUUUUGACGACAAUAUCAACUUUCACAAGACAAUAGCUGCAGCGAUUGUGAUUGGAGUCAUUCUCCAUGCCGGUAACCAUCUUGCCUGUGAUUUUCCGAGGCUUAUCAAGUCUUCUACUAAUAACUAUGAGCUCCUAAUCCAUGACUUUGGAAGUCAUAAACCAACUUACGUAGACCUGGUAAAAGGCCCUGAAGGAAUUACUGGAAUUCUAAUGGUUAUCUGCAUGACAAUUGCGUUUAUACUAGCAACAAAAUGGUUUAGGCGGAACCUGAUUAAGCUGCCCAAGCCUUUUGAUAGAAUCACUGGCUUCAAUGCUUUCUGGUACUCACAUCACCUGUUUGUCAUUGUCUACAUCUUGCUCAUUGUCCAUGGCGUAUUACUUUAUCUGGUGCACAUGUGGUACUUAAAGACGACUUGGAUGUACCUAGCUGUUCCAGUUUUGUUGUAUGCUGGAGAAAGGACCCUGAGAUUUUUGCGUUCUGGUUUCUAUGCUGUCCGGCUUUUGAAGGUAGCAAUUUAUCCAGGAGGUGUUCUAACAUUACAAAUGUCUAAGCCACCUCAAUUUCGGUACAAGAGUGGACAGUACAUGUUUGUCCAGUGUCCUGCUGUCUCUCCCUUUGAAUGGCAUCCAUUUUCCAUCACGUCUGCUCCUGGUGAUGACUACCUUAGUGUUCAUAUCCGUCAGCUAGGUGACUGGACACAAGAGCUCAGACGGCUAUUCUCAAAAGUUUGUGAACCGCCUGUAGCUGGGAAAAGUGGGCUUCUCAGGGCUGAUGAGACAACUAAGAAAAGUUUGCCAAAGCUUUUAAUAGAUGGGCCAUAUGGUGCCCCCGCACAAGACUAUCGGAAGUAUGAUGUCCUGUUACUUGUGGGACUUGGAAUUGGUGCAACACCAUUCAUCAGCAUUUUAAAAGAUCUGCUUAACAACAUUGUCAAAAUGGAGGAGCAGGCAGUAAGUAACUCGUGCCAAGUAAUGAAUUCCAGUAGGACAUCAGACCUAAGUAUUGGGAGCAAUGAUUCAACCACUCCCAACAGAGUUUCACCAAAACGAAAGAAAACACUUAAGACAACCAAUGCUUACUUUUAUUGGGUAACCAGGGAGCAAGGUUCAUUUGAUUGGUUCAAAGGAGUCAUGAAUGAAGUUGCAGAACUUGAUCAAAGGGGUGUAAUUGAAAUGCAUAACUAUUUGACUAGUGUGUACGAGGAAGGAGAUGCACGUUCAGCUCUCAUCACCAUGGUCCAAGCACUAAAUCAUGCCAAGAAUGGAGUUGACAUCGUUUCUGGCACCAGAGUGCGGACCCAUUUUGCAAGGCCUAAAUGGAAGAAAGUUCUCUCUAAACUAAGUUCCAAGCACUGCAAUGCAAGGAUAGGUGUCUUUUACUGCGGGGCACCGGUUUUGGCUAAAGAACUCAGCAAACUCUGCUACGAGUUCAAUCAAAAAGGUUCCACUAAAUUUGAAUUCCACAAGGAGCAUUUCUAAGAGAAUUUCCAGGGGAGUAAAUAGAACCCUAAGUAACAAGAAUUUUUGCAAUAAGCCAAGGAAGCAGAAGUCACUGUACAGUCUUAGAAUACAAAAGGAAAGGAAAACAGAAACCAAAAAAAAGAAAGGCAAAUAUAUUUCAUUUUAGGUGUAGUAUCGAAUACCCGCAAUAAGGAAUGGGAAAAAAAGUAGGCUUGGGAAUUGGCUUCCAAUUCAAAGGUGAACCUCUUCAUUGCACACGUGGCGCACAUAAGGGAUAGAAAUGUGGCAGACGUAAUGACCCAGAAUGAUAUGUUUGGCGAGCAAGAAGAGAAGAGGGAUGAGUGCGGUACAGCUGCAAGGGAGAGGUUGAGGCUGGUGGUCAUGAAAUUGAAAUGAUAUAGGCAGGGAAGGGCAGGGCAGCCAUGAUUGGUUGACAUUUAUAGGUGGAUUAGAAAGAAGACAAUUUUGAAAAGCGGAGAUUUGUGGGCUGAGGCCUGAGGGCGGAUGGAUGGGAUAUAGAAUGACGAAGAAUUUGUCUUCUAGAAUGUCAUCCAUGGUGAUGAAGAUUUCAAGCUGCUAUUACAUAUUAUUCAUUACACUUUUGUUUACAAUAAGGAUCAGAUUGUAAAUGAUGUUCACACUUUUUCGGUAAGUUAAUUUUGCUAGUUUUUAUCUCCCUCUUAAUACAGAUUCAAGGGAGAGGGUUUUUUUAUAGUUCCUGGUUAAAUGUAAAUGACUACGAUCAGUUCUACUAUAGAAUUUCAAUUGGUUUCUUUUCUUCUUUUAUAUAUUUCCAUCAAAUAAUUAAUAAUCGAAUUUCAUAACUUCCGUGAAGUUUAUCAUUUGCAGU